Messenger RNA from Mytilinidion resinicola, 2910 nucleotides. RefSeq lists its product as uncharacterized. Gene Ontology annotation, molecular function: protein kinase activity; ATP binding. Gene Ontology annotation, biological process: protein phosphorylation. The transcript is spliced from 4 exons. The coding region runs from base 1 to 2910 and encodes 969 amino acids. The record is from RefSeq and is a predicted model, not a curated record. Lineage: Eukaryota; Fungi; Ascomycota; Dothideomycetes; Mytilinidiales; Mytilinidiaceae.
AUGUUCUCCUCCGCGUUGAAGUCCUUCACGUCGAACAUAUCCUCCAACUAUACCCUCAGCCCACACCCCAACUCGACCUCAGGACCAUGGAAAAUAUACGAUGCAAAGAAGAAGUCUACCGGGAAGGCGGCGUCGGUCUUCGUCUUCGAAAAGAAGUCACUCGAACCGUCUAGUGGAGGUAUGAGCGGAGGGCGCAUGAAUGCUGCAUCGUUGAAACGGGCACACGAGGAGGUCCUCGAGCGAUUGAAGAAGGAGGCUAGCUCGCUAGCACGGCUACGACAUCCAAGUAUACUCGAAUUGGCGGAGCCGGUGGAGGAGACUCGCCAUGGGGGCCUCAUGUUCGCCACAGAACCGGUCACCGCAUCCCUCGCUGGAUUAUUGCAAGAGAAGGAUGACCAAGAAAAGGCUGGUGGUGUAGGCGGCCGAAGGAGUCGAUAUGUUGUCGAAGAGGCUGAUGGCGGAAGGCGGCGCAGAGAGCUCGAGAUUGAUGAGCUUGAAAUACAAAAGGGCUUGAUUCAGAUUGGCAAGGGGUUGGAAUUUCUUCACGAGAGUGCUGGACUUGUCCAUGGUAAUCUUACUCCGGAAGCCAUUUUUAUCAAUGCUAAAUCUGACUGGAAGAUAUCUGGUCUUGGUUUUUCAAGCCCUCCAGAGAACUCGACAAAGCCAACGUCUGUGGCUCCAAUAUCCUUAUCAGAAGUACUCAACUACGACGCGCGUGUGCCGCGGUUUGUUCAACUUAAUCUCGACUAUGCUUCCCCGGACUUCGUUAUGGACAACAACGUGACGCCGUCCGCCGACAUGUUCUCCCUAGGGAUGCUGAUCAUAGCUCUCUACAACUCACCACACCGAAGUCCAUUGGAGGCCAAUGGUAGUGUAUCAUCGUACAAGCGACUGUUCUCCUCAUCCUCAUCCGUUCCGAGUCAAACGAAUAACUUCUUAUCCUCUCAACCCUUACCACGAGACGUGGUUUCUGGCCUCCUCCCUCGCCUCAUCACGAGAAGACCAGCCCAGAGACUAGACGCCCGAGAAUUCCAACAAGCGCAAUACUUCGAUAAUAUCCUAGUAUCCACUAUUCGGUUCCUAGACUCAUUGCCAGCCAAAACGCCCAACGAGAAAUCGCAGUUCAUGAGAGGACUUCCACGGAUAUUACCUCAGUUUCCAAAGUCCGUGCUCGAGAAGAAAGUCCUUCCGGCGCUCCUCGAGGAAACUAAGGAUCGAGAACUGUUAGCUCUGGUCCUUCAGAAUGUGUUUAAGAUAAUUGUCGCGAUGCCAUCCGGCACAGGCAAACGUUCUUUUACCGACAAGGUUAUCCCACGAUUACGAGACACCUUUCUAGCUACCAGUGGCGCCAAGGGUGCAGCUCCGGAAAGAGACAGCUUGAAAGAGGCGGGACUGAUGGUGUUGUUGGAGAAUAUGUCUACUGUUGCUGAGAAUUCAUCUGGUAAAGAAUUUAAAGAUGAUAUCCUACCUAUUAUACAACACGCUCUGGAAUCGCCGACCCAUUCAUUAGUCGACGCAUCCUUGAGGACGCUUCCUAUGAUACUACCCAUCCUGGACUUUUCGACGAUAAAGAAUGAGCUGUUCCCGGUCAUUGCUAACGUCUUCAGUAAGACAAGUAGCAUGGGUAUCAAGAUACGGGGUCUGGAAGCCUUCGUGACCCUAUGUGGUGGUAGUUCCGACCCUACGGCGUCGCAAGGUGACGGCCUCGAUGGAAAGAUGCCAGAACAACCAAAAGCAAAACACGGCAGUGCAGUCCUGGAUAAGUAUAGUAUCCAGGAGAAGGUGGUGCCGCUUCUGAAAGCUAUAAAGACGAAGGAACCUGCUGUUAUGAUGGCCGCACUCAACGUCUUCAAGGAGGUCGGCAAAAUCGCUGACUCCGAAUACCUGGCAAUGGAAGUCCUUCCCAUCCUAUGGCAAUUUAGCCUCGGCCCUCUCCUCAACCUCCAGCAAUUCCAAUCCUACAUGACGCUCAUCAAAUCUCUCUCCGCGCGCAUCGAGCAAGAGCAAACCCGCAAGCUCCAAGAACUCUCCUCCAACGGCGCCCCACCGACCGGCUCAAACGACUUCAUGAGCUUCGGCGCCGUCGGCGGCACAAACGGCACUGCCGCCGCCAACGGCGAAGAAACCGACUUCGAAGCCCUCGUCCGCGGCGGGCCCGGCGGCUCCUCCUCCACCGCAGACAUGCUGCACGAUCCCUGGGCCAGCUCCGCCGCGUCCUCCUCCUCCACCACCCUCCCCUCUCGCCCUGCACACCCCCGGUCGAGCUCCGCGCGCCAGGCCUCUCCAGCCGCCGCCUUCUCAUGGUCCUCGCCACCCCCCUCCUCUCCCGCCCCUCCACGCGCGGGACCCCUCUCGCCCCCCGCGCAAUCUGCUUCGAGAACCAUGACGCCCGACCACGCCCUCAGCGCCUUCGCGCCCCUGACCCCCUCGACCACGACGACGGGCAUGAACGCGACGUCCGCGUCGUCGUUCGCGCAGCCGCUGCAGCCGACGCGGCCGGGGGCGGGCUUGAGCAUGCAUAGCUUGGGCAGUAUGAACAGUAUGAACGUGCUCACGCCGUCUGCGGUGUCGACCCCGUCGUACACAGCGCCGGUGCAGAAUCAGACUUCGAGUGUUAAUUGGGGCGCUGCAACGAGCUCGAAUGCGUGGCAGAGCACGGCUCAGUCGCGGAGUCAGGCACAGCCGGCGUUUGCGAUUCCGCCACCGCCACAGCAGCAGGGGCAGAGUGCGUUUUCGGGGUUUAGUAUUGCGCCGCCGCCGGCGUCGGGGGUCAGGGUGGGGACGGCGGGGGGGAUGGGGAUGGGAAGAGGGAUGGGGAUGGGGAUGGGAAUGGGAAUGGCGCAGCAAGCGCAACAGCAAUCGCAGCAGGGCCAGAAGCAGGAGAUUGACAAGUAUGAGAGUUUGCUGUAG